AUGGUUAGCGCCCACCCGAUAGGGCCUAAGCGAGUGAAAUCCCACAACCCAACAAUCGCACUUGCUCUCCUCCGACAAGCGACAAUCCAACGACCACCACCCAGCUAUCCGGCCAAGUCAGUCAAAAUGGUCAACAUUCCCAAAACCCGCCGGACGUACUGCAAGUCCAAGGACUGCCACAAGCACACACAGCACAAGGUCACCCAGUACAAGGCUGGCAAGGCCUCCCUCUUCGCCCAGGGUAAGCGCCGUUACGACCGGAAGCAGAGUGGUUACGGUGGUCAGACCAAGCCCGUCUUCCACAAGAAGGCCAAGACCACCAAGAAGGUCGUCCUGCGUCUCGAGUGCACUGCUUGCAAGACCAAGAAGCAGCUCGCCCUGAAGCGCUGCAAGCACUUCGAGCUGGGUGGUGACAAGAAGACCAAGGGUGCUGCUCUUGUUUUCUAGAUUGUUCAAUUUCCUUGUUCGGCUUCUGGGUUUCCUGCAUUGCACAAAGUGCUUCGCUGUUUUUGCGGAGCAUAUAUGACGUUGGCAAUGGAAAAAUGAAAUAGGAAUUCAACUAUUCAAAAACACCAUCUAUGACUACC
Messenger RNA from Penicillium egyptiacum, 587 nucleotides. The record is from the annotation of a GenBank genome assembly. NCBI's taxonomy places the organism in Eukaryota, Fungi, Ascomycota, Eurotiomycetes, Eurotiales, Aspergillaceae.